This is a messenger RNA of Falco peregrinus (peregrine falcon), 1136 nucleotides long. It is a transcript of the gene NPFF, whose product is annotated as neuropeptide FF-amide peptide precursor. The record is from RefSeq and is a predicted model, not a curated record. Gene Ontology annotation, molecular function: neuropeptide hormone activity. The coding region runs from base 609 to 1136 and encodes 175 amino acids. Lineage: Eukaryota; Metazoa; Chordata; Aves; Falconiformes; Falconidae. The transcript has 2 exons.
CUGCCUGGGGGUCACAGGGUGGGUGUCACAGGGCAGGGGGUGGCAGCACUGGCUGUGACAACCCUCAGCCAUCACCUGGGUGACACCAUCUGGCCCUCAGACCUGCUGGGGACACCGUGGGCUGUCACCCACCUGGGUGGCACAGCAGGUGAGGCUGCUUGGGGGGCCACGACGCCGCCGCAGUGGUCCAGGCCCCACCCUCGGGGCGAGCGUUUGGGGCGAUUUCAGCUGGUUUUGGGUCGGAGGGAGCCCUUAAAACCCGGGCCAGGGCUGGCGGAGCCGGGGCCGCCCCGUCGGGGCUGCAGGAGCGCAGCGCGGCCACAGGGUGGCGGCAACGAGCCGCGGCGGGGGCCGGGUGUCCCGAGGACGGGGCGGGGAGGGGGCCCUCGCCCCGGGGGGCCUGGCCCGGGAACGGGGCCGAUGCGGGGCAGGGGGCCCGGUUCUGGGGGGUCCCGGGACAGGGCGGAGGGUACCGGGGACGGGUGGGGGUCUCGCUCCGGUGACGCGGGCAGCUCCGGUGGGACGGGCUGGGGGGUCCCGGGCGGGGCCGCCCCCCCCCUCCCUCCCUCCCUCCCUCCGUCCCCGGGGGCGGCUGUCGCGGCUGGUAAAUGGGUUUCAUUAGCGGCGGCGGCGGGGCCAGGACUGAUCCCCGCCAUCCCCCGCUCCCCCCGGGACCCCCCGCGGCGGCCCGGCCCGGCCAUAAGAGGCGGCGGCGGGGGGCGCUGGCGGGGGGGGCCAUGGCGGGGCCGCGGCUGCUGCUGCUGCUGCUGCUGGCGGGGACCCCGCGCGCCGCCCGCUGCUGCCCCAGCCCCGGUACCGGCCCGGUGAGCCCCGACCGGGGGUUCGGGCUUCUCGGGGAGGCGGGGGCCGGCUUUGUGGAGGCCGGGGCUGCCGUGACCCCCCCGCGUUCUCCCCCUCCACAGGCCGCCGCCGCCCCCCCGGGGCCGCCCCCCGCCGCCGUCCUGGGCGCACUGCUCCGCUCCCUGCAGCGGCCCGGCCGCAGCCCCGGGCCCCUCCAGCCGCAGAGGUUGGGGCAGGGGGGGGCCCAGGCCCGGCUCAGCCCCCGCAGCUGGGACCCCCCGGCUGCCCCGUUCUGGACCAUGGCAACGCCACAGCGCUUCGGCCGCCGCCGCUGA